AUGGUCGCCCUCCUCCGCUCCUUCCGCGCCGUCGCCCGCCCCGCCCUUGCCCUCCCCAAGGUCCAGGUCGCUCGCGCCUUCUCGGCCUCGGCCCUCCGCAGCGCCGGCGCUGGUCCCCCUCAGCUCAUUGGUGACGGUGUCAAGGCUGGAGAGGUCCCCACCGACCGCCAGCAGGCUACUGGUAUCGAGCGCUUCGAGCUCAUCGGCAAGGCCGAGGGCGUUGACGUCUUCGACAUGGCCCCGCUCCCCUCGGACCGCAUUGGCACUCUCCAGAACCCCAUUGAGGUUCUCUCCUUCUACCCCGAGCGCCACGUUGGCUGCACUGGCUCGCCCGCCGACUCGCACGAGACGGUCUGGCUCCACGUCACCAAGGAGCUCAAGAACCACCGUUGCCCCGAGUGUGGUUCGGUCUACACUCUCAACUUUGAGCCCAACGCCGACUACGAGUCCCACCACCACUAG
This is a messenger RNA of Cutaneotrichosporon cavernicola, 462 nucleotides long. RefSeq lists its product as uncharacterized. Gene Ontology annotation, biological process: mitochondrial electron transport, cytochrome c to oxygen. The record is from RefSeq and is a predicted model, not a curated record. Lineage: Eukaryota; Fungi; Basidiomycota; Tremellomycetes; Trichosporonales; Trichosporonaceae. The coding region runs from base 1 to 462 and encodes 153 amino acids. Gene Ontology annotation, cellular component: mitochondrial envelope. The transcript is spliced from 5 exons.